Messenger RNA from Fraxinus pennsylvanica, 1122 nucleotides. Lineage: Eukaryota; Viridiplantae; Streptophyta; Magnoliopsida; Lamiales; Oleaceae. The record is from the annotation of a GenBank genome assembly.
AUGCUUUUACCCCCUCACCCCGGUGCAUAUCAUAUGACGUGUAGCCAGGAGUCCAGUGAAGACCUAAGAAUUCUAAAGAAGCGCCUGUUCAGCUUGAUCAAUGAUCUGCCCACAGUCUUUGAAGUUGUGACUGAAAGGAAACCUGUAAAAGACAAGCCAACUGCAGAUAGCGGAAGCAGAUCUCGAAGCAACAAAAAGCGAUCUAGUGAUGGUCAGGUGAAGAGCACCCCCAAAUUGGCAGAUGAAAGCUACGAGGAGGAGGACGAUGAGCAUAGUGAAACACUAUGUGGAAGCUGUGGCGGAAAUUAUGAUGCAGAUGAGUUCUGGAUUGGCUGUGACAUUUGUGAACGGUUUGCAAGGUCGUCUGGUUGCAACAUGGACUCAAAUCAGUUGACUGGCACGUUGAAGGAGCGGUUAAAAUGGACGAAUGAAUUGCAUGAAUUGUUCGAGAAAGCGGUUAAUCAGAUAGGAGGACCAGAUCGGGCAACACCAAAAGGAAUUCUGAAAGCAAUGGCAAUUCCUGGAUUAACUAUAUUUCAUGUGAAAAGCCACUUACAGAAAUAUAGGAUGUCAAUAUUCACUCCUGAAGGUGGUCACAGAGACAAGAGUGAGCGAAGAAGUAUAUCAGAAGAAUUGCCAAAUUUUAGCACAAAAUCAGGUGUACAGCUAAAUGAAGCAUUAAGAAUGCAAAGGGAAGCACAAAGAAGAUGGAACGAUCAAAUAGAGGUUCAAAAGAGCUUGAAAAUGAAAAUUGAAGCACAAGGAAGAUUUAUGGACCGUAUAUUUGAGGAAUACAAGAAUCGGGCACCCAGUAGUAUGCCAAACAAGCCUUAUCCUUCUGUACUAUCACUGCCUUCUCUAAGUGAAGAAUCUGAUCGAUCAAAUGAAAAGGAAUUUGAAUCUGAUUCUGAAGUGGAAACAAAAGGAUUCGAGGUUGAAUUUCGAGCACCAAAAAAGAUCAGAAUCCAUGAAGAAAUUCUACCAAAUUUUAACGUGUUUCCUCUUGAAGGAAUGAAUAAUAAUCCAUUUGCAGUAAAUGAUGAAAUAGGACUUCUUCCAUGGAGUGUUGGAACCUUUCAGUCCCCAUUGCUGCCAGCUUCUUUAUACAAUCCUCUAAAUUAG